AUGAGUGGGGAGACUGCUGUCUACAUUCCCACUAGUGAGUCAGAUCCCUCUCCCAGUGCAUGUGUGGAGGACGUCUCGAAGCGGCAACGCAAGCAUUAUGCCCCAAUCUCAGAUUACAUCCCUCUCCUCGUGGGCGUUACCUCAUAUGAAUAUGAACGAUAUGACAGAAAUGUCAUCCUCGAGAAGGUCUAUUAUAAUAGGUUCAUGCUUGACCCGCUGGAGAUGGAUUUUUCACCCCCUGCUACUCCGGAGAACUGGACAUCUUACACGCACCCGGAAGGCGCCGCAUAUUUUCAAAGCACAACGUUGGCUACUUAUCCCAUCCUAACCGAUGUUUACGUCUACGAAGACGAGCCUCGUGCCAGAUUGGAGGAUUAUAUCCAAAAGAUCCUCAGGUAUGUUGGAGAACAUCAAGUGCAACUGCCUAAAGACGACAUCUGUCUCGUGCUCGAAUUCCGACAGAGCGGGAAUUGCGGUUACUACUUCGUUAACCACACCCGAAAGUGUCUCUUCUGGCUCGAUGAAUUUGAUGCUAUUGACUUUCUCUGGGCAGUGAGAGUGAGCUAUGAGCCAUCUCUUGUCGCCCAUGAAAUGAAGUCCCUGUACUGGUUGCACAAUGAAUACUUCCCUGAUCCACUUGUUCAUCCCAUGGACGAUGACGUGCUCACAGAACUCGAAGAUAUUCUGCACCACGCAAUUGGGGAUGCUUUAACGUCGUCGUCGCACACGAUGCCAUAUCCUAUCGAUGUACUUCAAAAGAUGUUGAACCUAACGAAGGAUGUCAAGCGACUGGACCCACAGGAACGGGGGUCUGGGUCGACCUCCAUGAUGUACCGAUUUUUGUACAACUUUCACCACGAAUACUUUCUCCAUCUUCGUGGGCAGAAGGCUUCGCGUCUGAAUAGAGAGCAACCGAUCCAUCCUGUACAGAAACAAACACUCCUUAUGACCAUUUUCUCGCCUCUAUUACUCUAUGGUCCCGAGAUUCAUCUGAAAACACUUCGGAAAACUGCCGUCGACUCCACGGUCCGGUCAGCUGACUGGAACGAGCUGCUCGGGCGCUUGACUGACGACUGGAAGGAGUUCAGUCUAUAUGCCACUGUGUUGCUAAACGCGAAUGUCGCUUUUUUAGCGAUUCAGAGCGUCGACGAGGCAGCUCCACCGGACGGGCGUUCACUGCCACAGAGAGCUAGUUACUUUUCAAUCGUGACCAGCAUCGGUUCAAUUAUGCUAGGCCUCCUACUCGUACGCUUGCACAAUACGACGUCGAAGCCUGGCACGUUCCUCGCGCAACGAACCGUCUCCUCCUGGGGCCUCGAGACUCUUGCUUUGAUGUACAGUCUGCCAUAUGCGCUACUCAUGUGGGGGACUGGCUCUUUCCUGGGAGCAUUCCUAAUCAUGGCGUUCGAUUCUCAUGACAAGCCCACCAUUGUUAUCUUGUCCGUUUGCUUGGUCACACUCGUCUUCCUCCUCUUGUGGUGCAUAUCAUCCUCUUUUGAAAAUGAGGAGUUCUGGUAUCCUUGGCCGUUCAGGAAAGUGAUGCACCGCUUCGACCACAGAUUUAGCAAACAGCGCGAAGGCCGACUGCGGCCCAGGAAAUCUCGGGAGAGUGUCAGCACUUGA
Cyclocybe aegerita is the source of this 1623-nucleotide messenger RNA. NCBI's taxonomy places the organism in Eukaryota, Fungi, Basidiomycota, Agaricomycetes, Agaricales, Hemipholiotaceae. The record is from the annotation of a GenBank genome assembly.